GUAGGCCUUUAAGUUUAUCUGCGACUCAUCAGACCACAGGACAUGGUUCCAUUAAUCUAUAUCCUUCCUCAGCUUGUCUUCAGCCAACGUUUUUCCGUUUUUUGAGUCUGCUAUCAUCUUUAGAAGCUUCUUUCUCGAGCAACAACCCUACAGAGCAAAUUGAUGCAGUAUGGUCAGAGCACUGACAGGCCGAUCCUCCUUCCUUCAUCUUCUGCAGCAAUGCUGGCAGGACUCAUACGUCUACUUUACAAACAACCUCUGGAUAAAAUGGACCAUUGUUAGGACUGUUCUGAGUGGAAGCCGCUGUAUGGUCUUGGCCACCCAGCUGCAGCUCAUUGUUGGGGUGUCGGUACGGUUUACUUUAAAACUGGAGCAACAAUGGGAUUUCUUUUUUUAGUCCCAAAUAAUAUCGCAAAGAGCAUGACAUUGGGAAUCAGAAGAAAAUUAAUAAGGCACAUGAUUUUUGUUUCUGUAUAUUUAUAUAGCACUUUUUCUUUGGAGACUUUACAUAUCUACUAUUUAUCUACAUUUUUAAGCAACAUGUAAACCAGUGUGGAUGUCUUGGCCAAGGACACAAGGCCACUGACAAGGAUGGCGGAAGCCGGAAUCGAACCAGGAACCCUCUCGUGUCAUUAUGUUUACAGUAAAUGUGUGUAACAUUUAAUAUCCCCUUUAAACAACAGCAACUGCCGCAUCAAUGGCCCGUGCAAAACGUCCUAGGACCACACCCUCAGCAAAUGAUGAGGGCCCCGUCAGGAAUGAUGAUGACGCCUGGGACCCCUCAAAUGGUUCCUGUUGGAUUCAUGAAUGGAGAAAUUUUGUUUGAGCAGGUACACCCCUUAAUGUCUGCAGCACCUCCCCAAAACCUCUUCACGUCAAUUAAUGCAAGGAAGACUGAACACGUGCGGGAGCGACCGUAUAUUAAGAAGCCGCCAAAUGCUUUUAUGUUGUUUGCAAAUAAGUACAGAGAAAUAGUCACCAUGCAACUGGAAAAGAGAGACAGCGCAUCUGUUCAUGUGGCCCUUGGUAAAAUGUGGAAGUUGCUCCCGCAGGCAGACAGGGACAAAUAUUAUGAGGAAGCCGAUGCUCAGAAGCGACGUCACGCACAACAGUAUCCUCGCUGGUCCACCUGUGAAAACUACGGGAAACGCAGGAAGCGGCGGAAAAGUAAACUUCCAUCCAGUGUUUCAAGGGAUACACCCGACUCAGAACAUGUAAGUAGUAUGAGUAUGUGUCUUCCUCCAGUCCAGACAGGCAUGAUGGCAUCGGAAGAAUUAGACUCUUCUUCAGCCACGACUGGUGCAGACACUCCAGAGACCAUGCAGUACAACUCCCAGUCUCUUUCUGCCCUGAGUUCUGACGAGUCUGAGGAUGCAGCCACUGAGGAGAACUUUACACAGCUGCCAUGUGUCGAGAAUGACAUUCCGGUGGCUCCUGAUGGACCGACGCAGGGAGAAACUCUUGAGAAUGACCAUGCACUCAAUCUCCUCGAUUGUAUGCUUCUGUCUCCUGCGUCUCAGAUUGAGCUCCAGAGUGUCGGGGAUGGGUUCCAAUUGUUCCUGGAACAUUUUGAGCCAGAGACUGUCGCAGUACAUACAGAGACUGAUGAAUCCAGAAAGCCUCUGAGUUUAGAAGAAUCACAGCAGCUCAUCAUCAAGCUAUUUGACAACCCUUCACUGACAGGGAACAUCAUGGUCGGGACUCAACAGGGUCACGAAAUAAAAGCUAGUUCCUCCAAGCCUCUGAGCAAAUACAUUCAGUUACCUUCUACUGCCGAGAGAGGCAACUCCAGUCAGACAAUGGCGAUCGGGACCUUGAAACAAGAGGUCGAGGUCCAAAUAACAAUGGGACAUCUUGAAAUUCCCACCUCUGUGGCAGUCGAUGUCAAGGAUGAACCCCAGCUGCCCCUCACCAUCCAGAGUCAGAAAAUAACACAAGUGGCCAUUGCCCACGUUGUACAUAAUCACAUGUUAGAAGCAGAGCCGCCAAGUCUACAGAGUCGAGACAAAGCUCUCCAACUACCAUCUGAGAACGAUCUUAACUCCUCUGCUGGACACUUGUGGAGCUUUAAGGAAGAGGCUCUGGCUCUGCACAGCCAGAAAAUGAGAGUGUCCCUUCAGUCUCUGAGUAAGGAAAACCUGUCUGGACAGUUGCCACAUUUCGAGUGUCUCUCCUCUGCAGAAGAUUCAAGAGAGGAAGACCUCCUCCAGUGCCUCAGCUUUGGUGACGAACUGCAAUUGUCUCCGGAUUUUAAUGCUGGAAGAUCGUGAGUUGCUGAAGUUUUUCAUGUUUGACUUUGUGUCUCCCAGGGCUGGACAUGUGGUGGCAAAGAGGGAACCACUGUUUACAUACAUUAGAAUAGUUAACUAGGGCCUCUCAAAGGCUUUCUGUAUGGCAUGUUUGGUGCAGUGUUGCUCAUCAGACUCUGUAGGAAAUAGUUUUACAAAACUGAAGUUGGCUUUAAGGGGAUUCAAAUAUAUUUUCUUCUAGUCUUCCCUCACUUUAGAAACCCCUACAGUAGAUAUUCUCUUGACUAUAUAUAUAUAUUUAUAUUUUAUUAUCAUAAGUUUUAUUUUAUUUGAUCUGCCUGUUGCGUCUUUUUUCAUUUUUAUUUUGAUGACGUGCGACAUCAAAUCCGACAGCAUAUAAGGUUCUUAAAUGAAACAUUUUCCUGAACUGGGUGACACACGCAGGUCAAAAUUGUGUGCGUGGAGUCAUGAAAAUGAUUUCAAAUGUAAAAGAUCGAUGCAGACUUUGAUUGAGCUUAGUGUAAACAUUGUCCCGAACUGCUUCUCAUGUGUACACAUUGGAAAGUACCACAUAAAGUGAUGAAGGUCAACAGAAUGAUAUUUUUGUUUUAAAUCUCCUAGCUACAUAUGUUUUGUUAUUAUAUGCUUAGUAGUGAAACCAUCUCUUUCUAAAACAAACAAAAAACCAGCGAUUGGAAGUAUCAACUUUUUACAUGCCUGUGUUUUUAUAGUAUAAGAGAUAUAUACAUGUAUUUUUGUAUCAAAUUAAUUUAUUGAAAUUUUAUGUGUGCUUAGUGUGCAAGAAAAUUCCUUUUUUAUAACUAGGCUUCUAAUGUCUGCCCUUCCCUCAGCAAUUAUUCUUGCCAACAUCUUGUUUUUGUACUGUGGUCUAGUGAGUUGUACCUCCAUUGAGGAUUUGCACACCUCAAAAAUCCGAAAAGAGGGAUGGGAAUAUUUAUCACAAUGUGGACUUUUUUAACACAACUGCAAAACAGUCUGGUUGAUUUGACCAUCCUUCUGGAACUCACUUUUACCUUCUCAGUUUACAUACUGCUGCUGUGACUGCACUUUAUGUGUACUUUCUCCAGACUUGUACAAGUCUGUAUCAUGUAUCCAUGUUCUGUAUAUAUGUGUCUUUGUAUACAAUGUAUAUACACGUAUUUAUGCUGCUAUGUAACACUAAAAAGACAUGAAUGGCCUGAAUCAACAACCAAGUGUGUGA
Molecule: messenger RNA, 3471 nt
Organism: Entelurus aequoreus (snake pipefish)
Lineage: Eukaryota; Metazoa; Chordata; Actinopteri; Syngnathiformes; Syngnathidae
Exons: 7
Coding region: 648-2270 (540 amino acids)
Biological process (GO): canonical Wnt signaling pathway; regulation of transcription by RNA polymerase II
Cellular component (GO): beta-catenin-TCF complex
Molecular function (GO): DNA-binding transcription factor activity, RNA polymerase II-specific; RNA polymerase II cis-regulatory region sequence-specific DNA binding
Source: RefSeq, a predicted model, not a curated record